Messenger RNA from Gambusia affinis (western mosquitofish), 1114 nucleotides. It is a transcript of the gene ppib, whose product is annotated as peptidylprolyl isomerase B (cyclophilin B). Bases 134 to 784 code for a protein of 216 amino acids. Gene Ontology annotation, molecular function: peptidyl-prolyl cis-trans isomerase activity. The record is from RefSeq and is a predicted model, not a curated record. The transcript has 5 exons. Gene Ontology annotation, cellular component: intracellular membrane-bounded organelle. NCBI's taxonomy places the organism in Eukaryota, Metazoa, Chordata, Actinopteri, Cyprinodontiformes, Poeciliidae. Gene Ontology annotation, biological process: protein peptidyl-prolyl isomerization; protein folding.
CGUCCAUGAAGCUGAGCCUCCUGGUUCCCGUAGGUCGCAGACCCUCCCCACCCUGAAGCUCGCGCUUCGUCCCUCCCACGGAGUUUAUAUAAAGCUAGCUCAACCAACUGUGUCUCCUGGCUAAGUCUUGUUGAUGGUGAGGUUCUGUGAAAGAAGGAUGAAAUUCUUCGUAGCUGUCACCGUCAUUGUGGGAUCACUGCUGUUUCUCGGCUUCCCUAAUGGCUCUUCGGCUGACGAGAAGAAGAAAGGCCCCAAAGUAACUGCAAAGGUUUACUUUGACAUCAGAAUCGGAGAUGAAGACGUGGGAACGGUUGUCAUCGGCGUCUUUGGCAAAACUGUUCCCAAAACCGUCGACAACUUUGUCGCUCUGGCAACAGGAGAGAAAGGAUUCGGUUACAAGGGCAGUAAGUUCCACAGAGUCAUCAAACAGUUCAUGAUCCAGGGCGGAGACUUCACCAGAGGAGACGGCACUGGAGGCAAGAGCAUCUAUGGAGACCGUUUCCCUGACGAGAACUUCAAGCUGAAGCACUACGGCCCCGGCUGGCUCAGCAUGGCCAAUGCCGGCAAAGACACAAACGGCUCCCAGUUCUUCAUCACCACAGUCCAGACGCCGUGGUUGGACGGCAAACACGUAGUCUUCGGGAAAGUUUUGGAAGGCAUGGAUGUCGUCACAAAAAUUGAGAACACAAAGACAGACGGUCGCGAUAAACCUCUGAAAGACGUCACCAUCCACAACUGCGGCAAGAUCGAGGUGGAGAAGCCAUUUGCAGUCGCCAAGGAGUAGAGCGCAACUCGUUAAAACGGGCGGGUUGGGGUUGGGAGGCCAGGGGUGCAUAAAUGGACCGGGGUCUUGAUGUCGGGCCACUUUCUUUUUAAUUUUUUAUUUUUUUGUCAGUAAGAAUCACGCUGUCUGGAGGGAAGAAGAGCACAUUCUGCGUAGGUUUGGCUGCCAUCUUAAUGCACCAGAACAACGUUAAUGCAGUCAUGAAUCUGGGUCCACUUUACCAACAAGCAUUCCAAGGUGCACUUAACUGAUUAUUGUUGGGCUAUUUUGUAAAAAAAAACAACAAUUAAGUGAAAAUGAUGGGAAAUAAAGGUUCCAUGUUUUCUUAAA